Trifolium pratense (red clover) is the source of this 1905-nucleotide messenger RNA. Its product is annotated as peptidyl-prolyl cis-trans isomerase FKBP53. NCBI's taxonomy places the organism in Eukaryota, Viridiplantae, Streptophyta, Magnoliopsida, Fabales, Fabaceae. The record is from RefSeq and is a predicted model, not a curated record. The coding region runs from base 151 to 1623 and encodes 490 amino acids. The transcript has 11 exons. Gene Ontology annotation, molecular function: peptidyl-prolyl cis-trans isomerase activity.
UUAGGGCUUGAAGAAUUGAAACAAAACGAGCCUAAAACGGCAGAUUUAAUCCUAAAACGACAGGCGAUUUUCUAGGGUUUAAAGAAAGGGUUGAUUGAAAAAACACUGACGUUGGUUCUCAUUCAAUUUUGACAUUCAUUCAUUUUCACAAUGGGAUUCUGGGGAAUUGAAGUUAAACCUGGCAAACCGGUUCCUUAUCAUACUGAUAACGUGCAAGGAAAACUUCACGUCACUCAGGCUACUCUAGGAGAUGGUGCACCGUCUGGUAAAAGCAUUCUUCAGUGUUCUUCUGGACACAAAAAUCCAGUUUAUGUGUGUACUUUGCUGCCUAAUAAGGUUGAGACGUGCUCUUUGAAUCUUAAGUUUGAUGAGGAAGACUUGGUGGCAUUCUCAGUCAUUGGUUCCCGAAGUAUCCAUCUUUCUGGUUAUUUUGUGGCAGAUGAUGGGGAUGACCUAAGGGAUGACUAUGAAUAUGAUUCAUUGGGAGAGGACGUGGGAACGGAUUCAGAGGAGUCAUCUGAAUAUGAUAGUGAAAAUGGAUACGAUGAUCAUUUUUUUGACGAUAGUGAUAUGGAAAUGUACCCAUCUUCGCCCGUCCCUAAUAGUGGAGUUGUGAUUGAGGAAAUACCCGAUGACAAGCCUGAAAAUGGAGAUGAUCCAGCAAAGCAAUCGAAGAAAAAGGAACAGCCAGCUCUCUUGAAAGAGAAAGCCAGCAAAAGUUCUCAGCUUCCAGAUGUCCCUAGUGGUGACAAUAACCUCGUUCUGGAAAGUGAAGAUGAAGAUGGUUUCCCAAUUUCCACCUCAGAGAAAGCUAAAAAACAAACCAACAAAAAAACUGGGAAAUCCAAUAAGAAGGAAAAAGAUGUUGAUCCCUCUGCUAGCUUAAAACGAAAAGGCCAAGCUGUCGAAGAGGAUGAGCAGUUGCAAGAUGGGAAGAAUAAGACAAAGAAAAAUAAGAUGAAAGAUCAUGCUAAGGAAGAAAUUGCUCAUGUAAAGGAGACUAAUGUUACUUUGCAAGAUGAAAAGCAUUCUGAGGGUGAGGAGGUUAAAACUACAACCAACCAGAACAAUGUUUCUCAUGAAAAUGCUGGAGAUGAUGUAAAACAAUCAAAUAAUGAAGUCCUCGUUGAGAAGAAAAACAAGAAGAAAAAGAAGAAAAAGAUCAACGAGCCUGAAGGAGAAGCUGCUGCUAAUGAAAUUACCACAACUGUUGAAAAUCAGAAGGGUUCCACCUCUGAGAAAAAAGGGAAAGGUCAAACUGAAGCCAAACCAUCUAAUGUGAUUACCUAUCCAAAUGGGUUGGUUAUAGAGGACAGAUUUAUGGGUAAACCAGAUGGCAAAAGAGCUGAUCUUGGAAAACAGGUCAGUGUUAAAUAUAUUGGCAAGCUAAAAAAAGAUGGGAAAAUAUUUGAUUCAUGUAUCGGAAAAGCACCCUUUAAGUUUCGCCUUGGUGUAGGACAAGUCAUCAAGGGGUGGGAUGUUGGCAUCAAUGGGAUGAGGGUUGGGGACAAAAGAAGACUUACAAUUCCACCAUCUAUGGGAUACGGAGACAAACGCGUUGGGCUUAUACCACAAAAUUCAUGGCUUGUAUUUGAUGUUGAGUUGGUUGGUGUUGGUAACUAACUUCAAAAUUUUGCAGUCCUUCAGCUUCUUUAUGGUCUGGUCUGGUCCAAAGAGGGUGACAGAAACGUUAACCGCACAUCAUUCAUUUGCCAUUUUCUCCGAAGUGGUUUUUCGCUGAUUCUGUUAGAGCUGAAAUUUUGUAGGAAAUUCACAGCUCUAUGGAAUAAAAAACAUGCAAUAUAUGGUUACAAUUUCUUCAUCCGUACAAUGUUGUUGAUCAUGUGGGGGUGAAUUUGAUGGAAUAUUUUUAUUAGAAGGUUGAAUUAUAUAUUUUUGGUACAA